AUGCCCUCAGGGGAUUGGAGGGAGGCGGUGCGGCCACGCCCCUCCUCCCCGGCUGUCGGGCAGGAGGGCGCGGGUUUCGUUUCCUCCGGGGAGGAGCGCUGCGUGGAAGAGGGAGUCCGUCCGCCUGAGGCGGAAGGCGGGAAGCCGCGCCGCGGUAGCCGGCGCCCCGUGGCGGCCGCCGCCUCGUCGUCGGGCGGCCCGCGGCUGCGGGAAGUGCUGUCGCGACUGAGCCUGGGCCGGCAGGACGUGUCCGAGGCGUCGGGGCUGGUGAACCAGGUGGUGUCGCAGCUGAUCCAGGCCAUCCGGAGCCAGGAGGGCAGCUUCGGCUCCAUCGAGCGGCUGGGCGCCGGCAGCUACUACGAGCACGUCAAGAUAUCUGAACCAAAUGAGUUUGACAUCAUGCUCGUAAUGCCUGUUUCAAGACUUCAGCUGGAUGAAUGUGAUGACACUGGAGCCUAUUAUUACCUAACAUUCAAAAGAAAUCCAAAAGAGAAGCAUUUGUUUAAGUUUUUAGAUGAAGAUGGAAAAUUAUCAGCCUUUAAAAUGCUUCAAGCACUAAGAGACAUUAUUAAACGAGAAGUAAAAAACAUUAAAAAUGCAGAAGUAACUGUGAAAAGGAGGAAGGCUGGAAGCCCUGCAAUAACUCUUCAGAUCAAAAAUCCUCCAGCAGAAAUAUCAGUGGACAUCAUCUUAACUUUGGAAGUUCAGCAGAACUGGCCGCCCAGCACACAGGAUGGCCUCAAAAUUGAACAGUGGCUUGGAAGAAAAGUCAGGGGACAGUUCAGAAACAAAUCACUUUAUUUAGUAGCCAAGCAAAACAAAAGAGAAAAGGUUCUAAGAGGAAACACCUGGCGACUCUCUUUCUCGCAUAUUGAGAAGGACAUGCUGAACAACCACGGCAGCUCAAAGACAUGUUGUGAAUCUGAUGGACUAAAGUGCUGUAGGAAAGGUUGUCUUAAGCUUCUGAAGUAUCUUCUAGAGCAACUUAAAAUGAAAUAUACAAAACAGUUGGAAAAAUUCUGUUCAUAUCAUGUCAAAACUGCUUUUUUCCACUCGUGUGUCAUGUGGCCAAAUGACACAGACUGGCAUUUGGGAGACCUGGAUUACUGCUUUCAGAAAUACCUGGGAUAUUUUCUGGAUUGCCUGCAAAAAUCUGAGCUGCCACACUUUUUUAUUCCCCAAUACAACUUGCUCAGCCUGGAAGAUAAAGCGAGCAAUGAUUUCCUUUCAAGACAGAUAAACUAUCAGUUGAACAACAGAUUCCCAAUAUUUCAGGAGAGGUAUUAA
Molecule: messenger RNA, 1287 nt
Organism: Haliaeetus leucocephalus (bald eagle)
Lineage: Eukaryota; Metazoa; Chordata; Aves; Accipitriformes; Accipitridae
Gene: CGAS
Product: Mab-21 domain containing 1
Exons: 6
Coding region: 1-1287 (428 amino acids)
Biological process (GO): activation of innate immune response; DNA damage response; paracrine signaling
Cellular component (GO): site of double-strand break; cytosol; nucleus
Molecular function (GO): chromatin binding; 2',3'-cyclic GMP-AMP synthase activity; double-stranded DNA binding
Source: RefSeq, a predicted model, not a curated record